This is a messenger RNA of Xyrichtys novacula (pearly razorfish), 23496 nucleotides long. Lineage: Eukaryota; Metazoa; Chordata; Actinopteri; Labriformes; Labridae. The record is from the annotation of a GenBank genome assembly.
AUGGCAGUUAGCAGUACAGUACAGUACAGUACAGUACAGUCUAUGCUUAGUACCGGUGUGCGGUGGCUUUAUUUGGGUACAGUAACCAUCUCUAGGAUCAUAUUUGGAGGUUUGGAGCAUCACUGAAUGAUGCGGACCCUCAUCUGAGCGCGGAAACGGAGUGUUACUAAGUGUGGAGAGGGUGGAGAGGGACCAGAACAAGUAAAUAUGGUGUGUUUAAAUACCAUCAAAGUGACAGACAUUUUUGGCAAAUAGCACAUUGCUAAACUGGACUAUUUUAUUUUUUCCUUUAUUAUAUUUCUGUGUUGACCGGUUAUCACAAGUCUACUAUUCCUCUUUGACAGGUUGUUGCUAUGAGGAAAAGACCGUUGCUAUGAAGACGCAGCCUGAUCACCCACGUCAAAACAAAUCAAUCCGCUGAAAGAAGUCCGGAAAGUUCCACCUCUGCCCUUUUUGCCAUAUGGCAAAACUUCAAACCUACUGAACCAUGGAGAACCUGGAGAAUAUUUUAAAUAUUACUUUUGAUUUCUUUAAAGACCUUGAUCCUUUAGACUCUUCUGACCAGUCAGCUACAUUGACCAUUAGAAGAGAGGGGGAUAAUAACAACACAGAAAUAGUAAAGGAGGUGAAAAGACAUAAGGAACUAAGUGAAACAGACAUUGAUCAACUUGAAGACAGCAGACAUGAGGCAAACACAAAGCGGAACACAGUUUGGGCGAUGUCUGUCUUAAAGGACUGGUUGAAAGAAAAGAAAAUGUCUACAGACUUUGACAGUUAUAAAGCCGAUGACUUGAAUCAAGUGCUGAGGUCCUUUUAUGCAUCAGUUCAAAAUACAAAUGGAAAAACAUAUUCAGUUGCCAGUUAUAUAGCCAUAAGGGCUGGGAUAAGUCGAUAUUUCGCAACGUUUAAUAUUAUGACUUCUCCGACCUUCAAAUCUAGCAACGUGGUGUUUCAGUCUGUCAUAAAAAACCUUCGAAAAAAUGGACAAGAUGUCAGCCACCACCCUCCCAUCUCAGCAGCAGAUUUGCAGCUCAUCAGAUCUUCAGAGGUGCUGUCUCCACACACAGCAACUGGACUGGUUCGGAAAGUGUGGUUUGAAGUACAGCUGCACCUCACAUGGCGAAGCCGAGAAGGCAUCCGAGAACUAAAAAAGGACUCCUUUAUUUUGAACCGUGAUGAGAAAGGUAACGAGUAUAUUUCACUUGCUCAUGAUGUUGGCAACCACAAAGAUGCAAAAGACUUGUGUAAGGAAAACUACAAGGGAUGCAUCUUUGCAGAGCCAGGAAAUCCCAGCUGCCCAGUCGCCUGCUUUAAAAAGUAUGUAGCUCGUUGCCCUCCUGGCGCCAAAGCUUUUUUCCUUCACCCUCUUAAGAUUGACCAGCAAGUACUGAACAAACUGAUCGUGUGGUACACUCGUGAGCCAAUGGGACACAACUUUCUUGGAAAAUUGUUGCCUGAAAUCAGUCAGGCGGCCGGGUUAUCCAGGAGAUACACUAACCACAGCUUGAAGAGCACAGCAGUUCAACUCCUUUCACAGGCUGGACUUGAGAGUCGGGAAAUAAUGUCAGUUACCGGGUACAGAUGUGAGAGCAGCCUGAAGAGCUACGGGGUCCCAACCCUUUGUGAUAGAGAGGAGUCAAGCAAGGACCAGACCUGCAAUCCAGACAACAGCAGCAGAGCAGGUGAGUGCAUCUCUGCAUGUCUCUGCAGGAUUAUGUAUGGAAAGCGGGUUGUAAUAGCUGAAUGGAACAUCUUUAGGGUGAGCAGGACCUUGACAUGGAGCAGAAAGGUCUUCAAGGACUCACUUUGAAGGGGUUGCCCCUCUUUCACAACCUGUUCACCAUACAUUAUCCCGCUUAUUACAUACAUUACCCCACUUAAUUUAGGAUACCAUGGGGGUCGAAUUUGCUCAGGUCAAAAACAAAACCAAGUAAAUAUGUGUUGGUUUGCCCAAAUAUCUUAUGUUCAAUAACUUCCUCAAGUAUAUAACUGCAAACAUAAAUCUCGUUAUUAUGAGAAAAGAUCUCUUACUUGGGAUGAGAAAAGGUGCCAGAUUGGCCACUGCUUCACCCAGAGGUAAAUUCAUAGGAAAGCACAUUGAAUUUAAUGUGUGUAAUGAGUAAAUAAAAGACAUACUGUAGCCACACCAAAACAACAAACUUAUCUGACCACUCUUACUAACUCCUCACUCACACACACACACAUCAGACCCUGUCUCUCUCUCACUCAACCCCCCCCCCCCAAUUAUUGGUAGACCAAUAAUUAUACAAAUAUCAUAUGAUCUUGUGGGCCAGAUAUAAUUGUUCCACUGGCCAGAUUUGCCCCCCGGGCCUUGAGUUUGACACCUGUGACAUGUGCCCGAGCCAUACACAUUCACUGACGGUCAGAAACACAGAACACUUAAACAUUUUAACUGGAACAUUAGCCUGCUGCAGGGUCUCCAAAAUACUAAUAUUAAUCCCAUCCUCAUUUCUUAGAAACUUUGGGAUUUCCCAAACCGAGAGGGUAGUAAGAGCAGAUUUACUGCGAUAGCACCAUCAUUUCCACUGAGAGAGGAUUUACAGACCUUUCCUUUAUCUUUUGUUGUAAUUUCGGGAUAAGGUGUCUGAUUUCUGUUUUAUCCAGGGAAUGCAAUACGCCACAGAUGUCAAGGAAGGAACAAUUAUAUCUGGCCCACAAGAUCAUAUCCUAUUUGUAUCAUUAUUGGCCCACCAGUAUGAAGUCUGCAGAUUUCCUCCAGUAUAAUGAUGUAAAUUUUAGCACCAGUAUUUAAAAUGUCCUUAAUAAGCCACGAAAAUCUGGGAAAUUCAAGAGUAAGGAAGAUUUGAUAUAUGGUCAAGACUGUGGAGAAAAAAUAUUUGGUGGUUCAUUUCAUGUUUUCAAUUUUGCAUUUCAAGAUUACAGGUCAAACAUGAUUGGAUUUUUUUAUUUCAUGCUUUGAUUUUGUUCAACUCAGUAUUUAGACUUGUUCAUUUUUAUACUUUAGAUUCCAAUUUUAAAUUUUAAGUCAUAUUUUGACCCUUUAAACCUGAUUUCAACAUUCUCCUCAUGUAUUUGCUCUUUUGAACUAAUAAAUUAAAAAUAGUAUAAAAGAUUAAAAUAAAAGGAAUUUUUUCUAUCUCAGCUUGCCUUUAAAAUUAUCUUUUUUGAAUAUCCAAAUAAUUUAAAUCAUUGCUGUUUUUGUUACAUAUUUUUUGAAAAGGAGGUUGACAGUUUUGGUGAAAUUUUGGCCCUCAGCAGUGGCAUGCACAGGUAGACACUAGGUGGUGCUAAAGCACCUGCCCUUUGUCCUCUGGACCAAGCAAGUACACUUUUGGGAAUUCACUUUUUUUUUUUUUUUUUUUUUUUUUUUUGUGGCCCAUGCUGACAUGAUCACCUAUAGGUGCUCGUUGAUUAAGCGUGUGAUAAUAAUUCCCCAGUUAAUAUUCCCUCUACCCCCCACCCCACCCGCACACACCUCUGUCAAUGUGAACGCGCAGAGCAGACACAAACGGAGGCGCGUUGUAGACAGUGCACAGCUGCAGCCCAAAUACACUCCCUCGGCUCCUCCCCUGCCCACCAGCCAUGUAUCAUAUAAAUGAAUCGAGUUGAGCAUGUUGUUUGCCCCAUAAGCCUCAGUUGCAAAGCUGUAACUUGCAUUUAUUUUUCUGUGUUGUGAAGUAGCCUGUCUCAACGCCACACAGCUGGGCAUAAAUUAGCCGACUGCUCACCUGUUUAACAAGCUAGAAGCGACCCCAAAUCGGUGAUAGAUAUAUGACGUGAUGAUGACCACCAGUAGAGUUUGUCAUUGGUAUCCUACAGCAUGUGAAUUUAUCAAUAUACUUACAUAAGAUGAAUAUUUAGUUAGUAGGCUAUUGUGUUGGUUUACAUAAGGAUACAUAAUUAACACUUGCAGUUUUUUUUUCUAAAAACAGGCAAUUCCCAAUUGCCUCCAGAAAAAGUAACCCUGUGCCUUGUUGAAAUACAACCAAACAGUCUUAUUUAUAUCGUUGGUCUCUUUUUAUUUACCAAUUCCAGCAUAAUGCCUAGAAAGGAGAGGAUAAGAAGGGAAAGAGAAAGGGAGCUCCAGCAUGCAGCCCAGGGGAGCAGCUCUCUGCUUUCCUGGAUAAAAGCAUCCACCAGCAGCAAGGAGGAAGAUGAAGAUGAAAAGUCAGAGUCAAGAGUCAUGUUUACUGUUUAGGGUAUUUUAAAGCUCAGAUUUUAAAGUUGACUUUUUCCUCUAAUUUUACUAAAAUAUUUUUUUACUGAAAAAGGUUGUCCAUAUUUUAUUUUAACUACACAAAGUGGUUUGGCUGUACUGAAUUAGGCAUUAAGCUAUUUUAGCUAAUGAUAUUAUCUUGUACCAACAUGUUAUUUCUGUGUUGCAAGACUUGCAAUAAUCUUGUAUUUACCUUAAUAGGCUAUAUUCAAUAUUAAAAAUAGACUAUUACUAAAACUAUUAUUAUUCUAUCCUAGGCAGCUACAGCAGGGAAGCAGUAGUGUGAAACCAGUUCAAAGGUCAAGUAAUUUUAUUGAGAUAUUGACAUAAACAAAUAUGCAAUUACAUUCAACAUGUGCCUGUAAUGUUGAUUUAUUUUUUAGAUCUCACAAUACUAUAAUAACGCAGCCGUCAGUUCUACAUGCCGCAUAACGUGCCCUUAUUUUUCACUGAGCACCUGCCCCCCAAAAUGUCUGUGCACGCCACUGGCCCUCAGGUUAGCCCUAAAUCCAGAUUAUGGUCCUUGCUGAGUUUGAGUUUGACACGCUAACACAGGAGGGGAGUUCCUGCCGACGACACGAUUUUUGGCGCGUUCUGUGAUUAUGACCCUCGGCCCGCCCCGUGGGAAAUGAGGAAGGAUACAGCAGUUGCGCUGUGAAUGGCAGAAGCAGAAGUAAACCUCAGGCAGAGAUGGAUAAAAGAACGUGUAUAUUGAAUGGAAAGUUUAACUACAAAACCUUGCCAGAUGGUUCCCUUGACAAGAGCAAAGUUGUUUGCAUUUACUGUCGAUGUGAAAUUAGUUACCACCGCAGCACGUCGAGCCUCACAUACCACCUGAUGGCCAAGCACACGGCGGAUGCAGGGAGACCUCCUCCCCGUCUACUUAGGCAGUCCACGCUCACCUGUUCAAUCUUUUUUCAGGUUGAUCUCCAGACUUAAACAGGCUGAGGAUGAAGAUGAAGCUGUACUUUUUAGAUGUCUUGAAUAGCUCACUUUCAGAUUUUUAAUCAUCCAUGAGCCCACUGAUCCUUUUACACAGUCAAGGCUGCAGCUGAAAUAUUAGGUCUGAGUCUGUCAUCCACACCACAAGAAUGAAUCCGAGCAUGUUGAAAUGUAAGGGAAUAAAUGAGAGUUGUUGUGCAGGUGCAAUUCAUUCCUGAUUUUCAUCAUUCAAAUCAAAGCUGUAGAUUUUGAGAUAUUCUUACAAUUGUAUUGUUACAUGAAAUGCUAAAAGUCUUCUUUUUUUUUUUAGGUCAAAUGAUUAAAAAUUUUAAUCAGAUUAAUCACAUGGUUGCUGUGGAUGAAUUUGGAUUAAUCUCAGUCUAAUAUUCAAUUUUAACCUAUAUUAAUCGUGUUUCAAUUUGCAUGAGCAACGAGACUCCAGAAUGCCAAAGUGUUAGCAGGAUCCUCAACAAACGUAUGCUUUGCGUUAAUGUGGUAUUUUAAAGGUAGGGUAGGUGGGAUUCCGUUAAAGAAGCAUCUUUUUUUGUGGUGUAUAUACAAAAAGCUUUUAAUAUCAGUCAAUAGCUAUUAGUUAUUGAUGACAUUUGGUAAUAUAACGAUAUUGCUGUGUUUUGUUAUGCUUGUGUAGUCAACAUUUAAAUUUUUUAUGAGCAGCCCGCUCUUUCUGACUGUAAACAAAGCCAUUAUCCGUCUCCUCCAACCUGAUUGGUUGUGAGGCAGACGCUGCUCCCCCAUGUUGUGAUGCACUCCACGUCCUCGAAUAACCUUCACGAACCCAAGGUUAGUGUGCUACAUAAUCGGACAGUAAAAAAGCAACCAUAAAGUCUGGAAAAUUGUCUGAAUCCUCCUUAGGCCAUGACUGCCAACACAAGCAAGAAAACGAAGUAAAGGUCCUUUCACACCAGGACUGUUUUUGUCAUGCGAUUAUUUCGGACGUCGAUAUUAUUUUUCGAACCCGUAUCCUGCCAAUACAAGCGUUCACAUCAGCGACAUUUUCAGCAAUAUUGCGGCAUUUCUUUUUUUUCGGAUCAUGGUAGAUUUUUCUAAAGUUUCGCAUACUUUUCCAUUUCUGACCAAUCAGAUUGCGUGUUGUUGCGACGUCUGAUUCACCGGUAUAUCCAACAUGGGCAACCGGCUGAUUGUUGACGUGUCGGAGAACAGAGUGCUUUUUGAUGUGUGCUUUAACAGUUUGCUUAACGUCUUUGUUUUGUUUAUGUAACUGUUACUAACUACUUAGUUUUAUUUAUUUUGUUUACAUUUUUUGUUUAAAAAGUUUCAUUUAUUUCUUUUGAGAAAGGUAGGAAUGUCCAACCAUAUUAAUCAUAACUCUCCAAUUUUUAGCCAGAUUUUCACGUGUUUCAUUUUGUUACAAACUGCAGAGGUAUAGCAAUGAUACGGGACACUGUCACACAUUAAUAAUAAUAACCAAAAUUGUUUUUCAAUCAUACUUGUGAAAUGUAAUCCUAGGUGAUUUGGUUUCAAUACUGUGUCAUUUUUUUCAAUCAUAGGGUGCACAAAAUACGGGCAAUGCCGCAAUAUCGCAGGAUGGGAAAACAUUGCUGAUGUAAGCGCUUGUAUUGACAGGAUACGGGUUAAGAAAAAACAUUGCCGUCCGAAAUGAUCGCACAAAAAAAAACAGUCCUGGUGUGAAAGGACCUUAAGACAGUGCUAAAAAAACUAUGCUCAGCUUACUUGUAAAAGAAAAAAGCAUCCAGAAAGGUAAAAAAAAAGAAAAAGAAAAAAAAGACGUAACGGGAAGCAAGUCAAAAAGAAGAUAUGAAGAGAAGUUUUUGUAAUCAGGACAGUUAUUUUGGCACUUAACAGAAUAACAGUACCUGUGCUACCAGCUGGAAAUAUUAAAGAUUAAAAAGUGUUGUUGAUGCACUGAAAGUUUUUCAAUAUUUAUCUUGACUUUCAUUGUUUCUAUAGAUUGUUGAGAAAAUAGAAACAAGUUACAAAGUCCUCAAAAUGUGCAGCAAAAUUUCCAGCUCUACUUUAAAUGAUGAAAUGAGGGAAAGAUUCAAACUCAGGACUUGAGAAAAGGUUCUUUCACUCUUUCUUCGAACCAUCUGCUGUUGAGGUAGUUUUGUUGCAUUGGGUAUAAACAGGAUGAAAAAUCAAUUGGCCCAACUGCCUCCCAACAGCUCAACGUGGUACUCAUUUAUUUAUGAUAUCUAUUUUUGUCUUUUUUUUUUUCUACAUGUGUUAUUCUUCUAUAUUGUCUGUUAGUUGUGUGGGCUUCUAAGCAGAUAGCCCCCCUUGGAUCGUUGAGUUGGCUUGAUCCUAAUAGGACUAGAGCUGCUCUCUUACAGCCAAAAAGGAAAGCGAUAAUAAAGUAAGUGUGAGAAAGAGGACGUAGUGACGGUACAUUUUAUUCUGUGUUUUCUUGUGAUUGGAGAAGGGGACAGCACUGUCCACCAGUUGGCGGUAAUGCAACGCCAUACCUACAUUAUGCCAUUGAAAACCAACGAGGAAGAAGAAAAAGGAUCUUUUUCUAUCAACCCAAACUCAAACAGCUAGCCGACAACCUGCAGGAAAAAAGAGAAGAGUCCCGGUCCAGAAACAUGGAUCUUAUCAGCAAACCACGGGGCAAAUCUAUCGUGUGGAUGUACUUUGGCUUAAAGGCGGAUGAAAAGGGACAGCCGCUGAAUUCUCGCGAGGCCGUUUGUCGUUUAUGCCGAAAAGUAGUGCUUUCCAAGGGUGGCAAUACCACCAAUUUAAGAAGUCAUCUGAGACGUCGACACCGUGCAGAUUUUUUCGAGCCCACUCCUUCCACGACCUCCGGAUCUUUGUUUGGGUUUCCAGGUGAUUUACUGCCAUAUUCUGGCUAUUAAAGCGCAGUUUGCAGAGUCUGUAAUGCACUGUUUUGCAACCAGUUUCAAUCAAUCCUCCAACGUCAACCAUAGAUGUGCAGUGCAAGUUCCGAUAUGCACAGUUCAUGAAGGUGCAUUGCUGCAGGAAGGUGACCAUUGGUCGUGUGUUCGAUAGUCGAUGUAUGGUUUGGUACCCUCACUGUACGAUAUCACUCUUUAUAACACCGACCACGUGGUAUCGCAUAGGUUGUAUAACUUAAUAUAAUGCUGACUUUAUGAGCAAAAUCGAGUGUGUUUAAUAUGUCAGAUCAAUGCGUGUAACCCCGAUUGGCAACUCUGGACUAUCACUGUGUCUGACUGAGAGAGUUCCGUUCUUAUAAUUUGUUACUCUUAAUUCUUUGUUUGAGUCACAUCGAGUUUCCAAGCAAAACUGUUCAAUAUCUUCUACAUGUGUCUCUCCAAUAACAGCUUCAUUGUAUUGGGUCGUUUUUAUGUCACGCUUGUGCUCUGCAAAAAAAUUGAUUUUCGCAAUAAACAACUACCCCCACCCCCAAUCCCCGUGCGCAUGCGUAGAUGUGACAACCUGCCAGCGGUUGAAGUCUUUUUACGGUAGUGACAUGCCAGUAGUGUUGCCAUGGCACCUCUUAGCAGUCCAUUGUAAGGCGCUGGUAGAGGCGAAUAGGAAUAUACAGAGAAAAUGGCAUUCGGUUUGAGUUAUUUAUUAAUGUACUUUUGUACAGUGUGUCGCAAAUAUCAUCAGACAUGCGGUUGAUGCAACGGUUGGCCAGGCAGAGCCGCCAUCUUAAACGUUUUUAGUAUCGUUUGGACUGGUCCUGUCUUCAAUAUCAGCUGAUAACGUCCAGGGUAUAAUCACCAUACAGCACCGUCACCUGACAGAGAGCUCGGUGCCACUCCGCUUUGUUUUCAUGACUGAAUCCUUCGCUUCAUUUGAAAGUUGAUACAAAGCUAGAGCAGAAACAGCCUGUGGAGCUAAUGGCUAACAUUAUGGAUACAGACAAGAGAGCAUCUGGACAGAGUUUUGUGUCUGUGGAUGCGGGAUUUAAAGAGAGGAUUAUCCUGAAAGAGGAGGCAGAGUCUGAAGAAGAGGAGGAGGAGGAGGAGGGUGAGGUAAAUUACAAUGACAUUGCCAGACAUGCAGUUGUUUCAGACUUGGAGCUGGAUGAACUUGAAAUCAGCAGAUCUGAAAUAAGUAAGCUCACAAGGAAGCAAACAACAUGGGCUGUGAGUAUCUUUCUGGGCUGGCUGGAGUCUCAGGGGCUCCAUGUGGACCUGAAUACAGUGGAGAAGACUGAGCUGAAUGGGAUGCUUAGACAGUUUUAUGGAUCAGUCCGAACCAGCAAAGGAGAGAUGUAUGGGAUUGCUAGUUAUGUUGCACUGAGAGCUGGACUUAACCGUUAUUUCAAAGAUCCUCCUGUGAGCCGCCCUGUGUGCAUUAUGAGAGACGUUGAGUUUACCUCAGCCAACAAGGUCUUCUCGGGAAUGCUCAAGAGAAUUAGGCAGUCCGGUCGAGACAGAGCACAGCAUCAUCCGUCAAUGACUACUGACGAUAUCCGCAUCCUCAGACAUUCAUAUGUGAUGGACAGCUGCACUCCAAGGGGUCUUCUGAAUAAAGUCUGGUUUGACAUACAGGUCUAUUUUGGUCGCAGAGGGAAGCAAGCCAACAGGAAUCUGAAGCCAGAUUCAUUUGUAAUCAAACAAGACGCAAAGGGACUGAGAUACUGCACUUUAUCUUUUAGCAAUGAGACAAAAUUUUAUAAUAGAAAGAACCAAUGUUAUAUGUAUGAAAAGCCAGGCAAUGAAUUCUGCCCUGUUACUUCUCUUUUAAAGUACCUAAGUAAGCUCCCAUCCAAUGCAACGGCUCUUUACUUACAGCCAAAAAGGGAGAUCACAAAUGAAGUAUGGUACAACAAUGCCCCACUUGGGGUCAAUUAUCUGGGCUCAAUGCUUUCUCGUAUGUGUAAAGAAGCACACACAUCGGUCACCUACACAAAUCACUGCAUUAGAAACACGCCCCUUCACCACCUGUGCAAUGCAGGACUUGAGGGGAGAAUGAUAGUUCCUGUCAUCAUGCACAGGUAGGAUGAGUUGAUUCACUUGUUGCCAUUUUGUUUGAAUUUAUCCCGUUGCACCUGCUGAAGUGAGGAAAAUAUCACUUUUUUUCACCAGGGUUGUAAGCACCCUUCAAAGUCGGUCAACACCAUCACUUGGGAGCAGUAAGAAGUGGAGAAAGAUUUUGCCUAAGAGCGAUUCGUCUACCCCAGCAGGUCUACCACCGGAUGACUGGGCAAACAUUAGAGAUGUUUACUCAAGCACACAGUCUGCACUACCAUGGCAGUUUCCUUACUGUGAUAGAGCUUACAGUCUGCGUUAAAUCGCAAGAUAAAUGUUGUAACGAAGUUGACAUUAAUCAGGGAAGUACAAUAAACUUGAUCCAAGCAUUUCUGUUGUGCAGACACAAAAUAAAUCUUAUUAAACAAACCUCAAGCUUCUGUCUUUGCUAUAAACAAUAAUGAAAAUGUUUAAAAAUUUGAAACAAUCAAAAUAUUGCAGUACAUCUCCAAAAGAUCUUUGAUUUUCCAUGUGGUGCUUUCUUCAGAUAUCUCAGAUUUAUCCAAAUCAACAAAACAAACAGAAAACAUCCCUUAUGACAAUGCAUUUUCUUACUUGACGGUGAACUUUUAAUAUCCGACAUUUAUUCCACACUUUACAAACCCUUUCUCCAUUUUUGCAUUUCAGGUUUGGAUUCAAACCAUGAAGAAUUCCUUGAUGAUUUCCCGUUUCUACAAAGUACUACAAACCAGAGCUAUGUCCCAGAUGCUGUGCUGCCACCUGGAGAGCCCUGGCUUCAUGGUGGCCCUUCUCGUGCAGUGCUGUCCCUGCCCUCUUGCCUUAGUCUAUGCAAGGAAAUUGGUACCAGUUCCGGUACAUCUGGUCCAGGCUCCUCUGUGGAGGAACAUAAGGAAGAGCUGAAGGUGCAUGCCAGAUGUCAUCUUCAGCAGGGAGUCAUGUUUGGACCGUAUUUAGGAGAAGUGUGCAGAGGACAAAUGCCGACAAACCUCAAAUAUGCCUGGGCUGUAAGUAGAUAUUUGCUGUACUGCAUUCUUUGUGAAUUUGUGUUUUGUUCUCUGACUUACCUUGAUAACCAGCAGAAUUACCAUAUAACACUGGUCAUGUGCACUUUGCUUCAAUUAACAGAUCAGGGAUGAUGCUGCUUUUAUCUACGUCGAUGCCUCUGACGAGAACAAAUCUAACUGGAUGAGGUAGGCAGUUCUUAAUGAUUCCUCAAAUGAUUUCAUGUCAGAGCAGUCUUGUUUUUCUUUUUCCAUUUUCUGUUUUUAUUUGACCUUGUAACUGUGUGCAACAAACUGUGGUUUGUGUUGAAUACAUGGGCUCUUAUUCUGCUGCCCACAGUUACAAAGCAUGUGUGUUUUUUAAAUUUCAGGUAUGUGACUUAUACCAGUCGUGAGGAGGAGCAAAAUCUGGUCAUCUUUCAGUUUUACCGCCACAUCUAUUACAAGGUAUCCCAGCCCAUCACAGAGGGAGCUGAGCUGAAGGUCUGGAUUGGCAAGGAUUAUGCCAGCUUGUUGGGUCUUGGGAUGGGUGAGUGAGAGGCAUGAAAGGAUAUUUAGUAGUUCAGUAAGUGAAAUUGAUAUUUGAUUGAGCUGUGUUCUUAUGCCUUUCUUUUGGUUGGAUACUACAGGUGACAACGUGAAAUGUGAAUAUGGUGACAAAGAGACGGUUUUGCGCCUUCUGCAGGACAUCCAGCUGGUCACCCUCCCAGAGCCCAGCAGCUCCUCCCUUUGGUCAGAUCACAGCCAAUCACAGAGUCCCAUGCCUAUCAUCAGCGAUGUGACAACUAUGUCAAACACAGACCCGGCUUGUGAUUCAGACAUGGCACCUGGAUCUGCCUUUCCUUCCUCCUCGCAAUCCCCAAGCUUUCUACUGGGGGAAAAGUAUGAAUUUCUGCCUGGAACUGAGAAACUGCUGAGUAAUCCGAGUGUUUCGCAGCAAAGCCCGUGGUACUUCUUUGGCUUGGAGCCAGACCCAGCAGGUCGCCCUCUGGACCGAAGCACUGCAGUGUGUAAGCUGUGUGGGGAUCGUGUGGGCUGUGGAGGAGGUGUGCUGGAUCUCCAAAACCAUCUGACCAUUAAACACCACAUCAGACCACGUGAAAGUAACAAGGAGCGGAGCUUUCAGACUACAGGUAAUAGUCAUUGUCCCCAGCUUGGUGUUGGAAAAUAGAAAAAAAAAUGUUCUUUUUCAUAUUUAUUUAUUUUUUGUUUAAUUUCUAUGUUAACUGUAGAAUCAGUCAUAAUUACGUUUCUUAAGACCAUAGUAAAAAUGCAGCACAUGGUAAGGAUGUCUGAAUCUAAACGAACCGAUCAAAGCUGAUUUGGGCAUUUUAUAACUAAACAAGGAUCUGAUUAAUCUCAGCCACAGACACUGAGACAUAAACAUCUCUGUGAUGUCGUCGUUGAUUUUUGAAGCCUGUCGAAGUUAGUGGCUAUAUUGGAAAUUCUGACUCAGUGUCACAUUCGGUCAGCGAACAAGGCAAAGAGGGAACCCCCGAGAGCAUCACUUUUUAACCACCUUUUUCUCUUUGUGAUGUCAGAAUGCAUUUAAAGCAAACAGUGGGUCGCCAUGGAGUAAAUGAACAUUAUGAAGCGUUGGCUCCGUUGGUCAGGAGUGGUUAUUUAAAUGUUGCCACUCUGUUGAGUUACCUUCCAGAAUUAAAAAAUACUCAAAAAUCUUCUUUCUUUUGAUGGUGUUAUGUCAUAGUUAGAAUGGCUCUGAUUUGUAAAGAUAGCCUGUCAAGCUUUUGGGUAAACCUGUAAUCAGUACCAAAAAAGCCAGAGCCCCAGUUUGACCUCUUCUGCUGAAACAGUCUGGCUUCAAUGCUGCUGGUUGUCUCAGGUUUAGAGGUCAGUCGACAUGUUUAUUUUUUUUUAGUUAAUAGUACACCACAGUUUGCUUUAAAUGGUGGAUUCUCUCACACCAGGGGAAGAAGCUGGUGAGAGUGGGGCUGCCAGCCAUAUACUUCCAUAUACUUCCAGUUACGCAGCCCGCUUAGUGACGUGCCUACAUGUGAGCCUGGCGUGGGGAGACCCAUCCACAAUGGCCGCAAAGCUGGAUUACGCUCUGGCACGUUAAGAAGUGUCUGUGUACACUGGCUGUAUCUCAAUUCAGGAUCUGCAUAUUGCUGAGUACACUGCUAAGUGCACUCUGCACCCUGCAUGUGUGUCUCUUAGUAUCCUGCAUAAGGUGGAUCGACUUUUGUGGUUUGGGAUGGUCUACUCUCUGAAGAACUCCCGGGUUGCAUCACCAAAUGUCCCCACACCCAGGCUUAUGUCAUGACUUUACAGAUCAUUUCCACAAAAUGUCUCCCAUGAUGGCAUAUGUUUUGGCAGCUUUUUAUGUCUAAUGUUUUUCAUUAUGGUAGCAAAGCGGAUUGGAUCUUUUCUAAGGAGUGUAAUGUUUGGUUUGCAGGUGCAGAUUUAAGUGAGUAAAGAGAGCAUGCUCAGGUUCCAUGAGUGCAUAGUGUGUAAACUUAGAGGAAUAAAGUCAGAAAUAAAGUAAAUAAAAAUCACGAAACUGCUUUUGUGGAGGGGAAAAUGGCUGGAACUUGUCAUUCAGAGGGCUUUUGUGGUCUCUCAAGAAACAAUCCAACUGAUGAUCAACAUUUCGAUCCAGGGGGGAGUUGAGCUCAGACAAGCACCACUUCUCUGAUACCGGCAGUAACCUACACCUGCAGAGGCACCAAUGCCUUAUGGCAUCUGGAUUAAUAUGAUAAACGGAAGCCCAAUGCCCUUGCUGCUAACAGCUGCUUUGACAGAUUUAGCCUCUGCACAGCCAUUUCCAGCCAUUUCCCCCUCCACAGAAGCAGUGAUUUCCUCCAAGUCUGCCUGUUUUUUUCCGCGGGAAAGAUGCAUUUCUUGUAUAUUCUUUUAAGUCCUGAUACUUACGACAAUGUGCCAAAGGAUUAAGUAUCUCCUUACUUUUGAAACCUAUACUUUAGUACCAUUCGUUGAAAUGCUCUAAAAUGGCCCUAAUUUUAACAACUCUACUCUGAAACAACAGGUAAUUUGAACUUUAUUCUCAUAAACCAGUGACUUUAUUCUUGUGAGUUUAUGACUAUAACUUAAAGGUCUUGAAAAACACAUUUUUUUCUUAAUGUGGCCCUAAUACUUCUUUGUACAAAACAUAUGCCAUCAUGGAGAAAUUCUGUAGAAAUGAUCUGUAAAGUCUUUUCCUCCUUUCCGUUGUCACUUUGUUUUUUGUUGUAUUUAGUAACUCCUGUGUGCUUGUAAGUACGUAUUUUUUUUGUAAGUAUUUUUUUAUUUUAUUAUUUUUUUUGUGUAAGCCUAUGUAUCGUCUGUACCCAAGGUGGCACAAUUAAAAAAAAAAAAAAAAAACCUGCUGCGCUUUUCUCCAAGUCAGUCGUCAAGUGGCCUGAGGGCGGAGACAUUUGGAGACUCAACCAGCACGUACUCUGGAGGGUUUUUGUUGUUUUUUUUUUUUUUUAUUGAAUUAUAAACAAAUAAACAAGGCAAUUAUAUAUCAUAACAGAAAAUUAUAGAAUAUUUGCCUCAGAUUGAGCAUGAAUAACAUCAAGAGAGAAAAAAAAAACACAAUUUCAAUGUUAGAGGCCAUUCUAUAUAAAUUCGAACAUUUCUAGUAAACAUUUCUGUAUCAAGCAGCGUAAUCGGUCUGAGGCAGGGGUGGGAUAUCAUGUGCCAUGGAGGGCUGAGAGGCUGCAGGUUUUCUUUCCAACCCAAAACUCCACCAGGUGAUUUCACUGAUUACCUCCCCUCCAAGCAGAGAGCAGGAACUAAUCAGUGAAAUCACCUGGUGGAGUUUUGGGUUGGAAAGAAGACCUGCAGCCUCUCUGCCCUCCAUGGCACAUAAUUGACCACCCCUGGUCUAAGGUUAUCCAAUAUACUUAUAGACCGUCAACUUUUUACAAAGGUUGAUCCACCUCACACACAGGAGCUGCGUCCGAAUUGCCAAGUAGUAGUCGAAGUAGUAGUCGAAGUAGUAUCUAGCAUGUCCGAAUUGGCCACCGGAGCGAGUAGCAUGCUACUUCAGAUACUACUUCAGAUGCUAGACACGCCCACAUUGUAGGUUGGUCUCGGUGCAUCCUACGGGCAUGCUACUGACCCAAAAUGCACCGCGGGCUUCUUCUUCGUCCUCUUAAAAGUUGUAGAAGCGCAUGUGAUGCUAGCGCCACCAGCCGCUCUGCCUAUUUAAAUGUGUCGCGAACGCCGGCUGGCCGCAGCAGCGCGCACCAUGUCGGAGCAGCAGCAGCAGCAGCAGCAGGCGGGACCGCAGCAGUACAGAUGUAAGUUUCAUGUAACUUCACACACUGUCCUAAAAAAUGUGCGGUUGUAUCUCUUUGUCAUGUCAUGGUGUCAUAUUUGCCCAAGUAAUCAUUUUAUGAGCAAGUGGCGAAAUCAUGGAGGUAAAGCUCACUUAUUCCAUCAUUAAACUGCACAGCUGCAGUACUACAGCCAGGCCCGCAGAUGAGGGGCUUCAGUUACCACUGUCUGCACGGGCGCAGUACCUACUCUCUGCCUGCGGGGGUCGUCUUUCCCCACCGCUCGUCUAGUGUGUCCGAAUUGGGCCAACGUUUUUAGUAUGUAGGAGUAGGAUCUAGCAGUAGCACGUAGCAGUAGCAUGUAGUAUCCGAGCGGGCAGUUCGGACGCAGCAAGGGUACUCAGGCUGCAAACGCAGGGCAGUGCUCUCAGCAGUGUGCAAACCUUGAUUUCAGGCACAGCCUACGUCACCACAGAAUCCACGUCUGCGGUCGUAAUCUCGCGCUGAUUUGCGGCAGGGUUCAGACGCGGGAGGAUUCGAGAUCAUGAGUCCGGGUGUAACCAUGUCUGCAGUGUGGAGCUAUUUUCAUAUCGAAAAUAGAUGGAGCAGAACAGCAAAAUGCUGUUUGUGCCACAGGGCCAUUCCGCGAGGCGGUUCAACUUUAGCCAAUUACAAUACUACCAACUUGAUCCGACACCUGCGGGUGAGACACGCAGAGGAGUACCGAGCCUACACCGCAGCUACAGAGGAAAAUCGGCUGCGUCGGAUGAGCAGGACACGGGUCAUAAUAAAGAAGGAGAUAAACCACCUAGAAGACGAAACGGCCGAAAAUGAUAUGCAGACGGGGAUAGAAACUCCAGUUGUGGACAAAAAGCCUAUCUUUGUGGUGGGAAAAGCGGAUUUGAGUCGAUUUUUGGAGCUUUGGGGUUCACAGUAUGUCCUCCCAUCUGGACUCUCCAUUCAAGACCUAGACCCAGACUCAGGCGAAACCUCAGAAGGUGAUUAAAACGUGAUUUCUUUAAAUGUGUACAACAAAUAUAACUUUGUAACCCCGAGUCUCUGCACACUAGAACCUUCUUAGCGUGUUUUCUCACUUGGGAAUCGAGAACCAGUUCUUGUUGAGAAUAGUUCAAUCCAUUUACAUCGUUUACAUUUUAUCUUAUCGAUUCCUUUCUUCCGGGUGCCUUUUAAAAAAAAAAAAACGUCUCGCGAGAGCCAGUCUACGCCAACGAGAACUGAAACUUUGAGGGAAAAAACAUGGCGUUCGGUGCGAAAACAAGGCAGAAACGAUCCAAAGUGUGGCUUCAUUUUACCAAGAGAGACGACAACAGCGCGACAUGCUUCUUAUGUCGAGCAGUGAUAUCAUGCACAGGUGGAAACACCACCAACUUGCUCAGACAUUUGUCAACGGUGCACAGCAUCAGACAUAAGGGGUCACAUGUAUUAGAUGUUCUCAGCCGGUCGUCAGUCGAUGCUGCUCCGUCUGAGCACGAUGUGGAGGGUACGUAUGUCCACCUGUGUUAACAUUAAGCACAAUGUAUGCCAGACUUAACAUGUCUUCUUUAUGUGGGAGGGGGUGUCCGGGGGAGUUUGGAAAGUCCUUCAAAUGGAAGUCUAGAGUUUGUGUGGGUUGGACUCAUUAGAAGCGCGUAAAAAACACUUGACCCGACACGAAAAAUCUCCAAGAUUACGCGCGGGCGACUGUAGUAGUGUCCUGUUUUUGGGGAUCCAGAAUAUGGUCACCUUAAUUUCACUUUAUACCAACCGAAGUAAAUGCUGUACAAAUAGUUUGUCGUUUUAUUUUUAGACUCUCAGUGAAGGUGACAAAAAUUUUUUCUUUUAUCACAGACUAUAAAAUUUUGAGUCAACAGUGAAAACCUAUAGUCUACUUUAAAAAAAAAAAAAACAGGUAUCGAUAAGGGAAUCGAGGAAGAACAUUUAUGAACAUUUCUUUUAUCAUUUCCUUGAAAUAAUAAUCAUUUUAAUCGUUUUGCACUGCACACAUGGUAGUUCUCCUGCCUUAGCGUCUCGCUCUGAUUGCAUUUCCAUGAAGAAAUGAUCAUAAAUGUUCUUCCUUGAGCUGCAUCCCCCAGCUGCAGUAGAUGCCUCAGAGAGUGGGUGAGUUGAGUGAAACAAGAAAUCAGGCAAAGCUAAAAAAAUGUUUGGUGGCUAGUACUACGGCUGGGACCCUAUAUGUACUGUUGAUGAAGUUAGGUGCUGUUCUGAGCAUUAUUUGUGACUAUAGAGAGGCAUUUUGGUUGAGUGUGUGGCUCUCUGUAUUGCUAUCUACGGUCAUUGCUAAAGUUGGUAUAACUAUAGAAGCAAGCGGUCGUCAACACACCGGAAUAUCCCUUUAACAAUCAGUUAAAUGGCAGAAAUAAUAGGCAGGGACUUGUGUGGCCUAGGGUUACCUACAGUGUAACAGUGCCCUCUGCUGGUGAAACAUAUAAUAGAAUUUACUGCACUCCCACCUUCAUCAGUCAGUGGUAUGCAAUGAAUUUUUCCCCCUUUGGUAAGAAAGAUCUCGAACAAUGAAUCACUACAACCAAAUGAGCAGUUAUGUAUGUACAAUAAAUGUCUUGCAGCUCUAAACUGCUAAAAAAUGAAAAAAACUGAAAAAAAUCCGCCCUCAUUUUGAACCAGCUUUGUUCCCGUAUCUAAAGCUGUGAAGAUCACUUCCUAAAUGAAGUUUUGUUUUGUUUUUCCAAAACUAGGUCAACCGCGCCCUCAGCCAGUGACGGCCCUCAGCAGUCCCGUCAGUACUCUCCCCCUGGUUUUGUCUGUCCAUGUGGCUAACGCUAUCACCAACUUUGUCAUCAUGGAUCUCCAUCCUCCUGCUCUGGUAGAAGGAGAAGGCUUCAAACAGCUGAUCCACACCCUACUGCCCUUCUACAAGGAGAUGCCUUCAACCUCUCACCUUGAGAACCUCCUGAAGGAACACCACACUAAAGCCAAGACGAGCCUGGCUCUGCUGUUGAGAAAGAAAACUAUAAAGGAAGAAAAUGAGGAGCCUGACUACACUGCUCCCAUCGAAUUUGAGCCCAGGAGGCGAGGCAGACCUUCCAGCCGUGACAGGGAGGUGCUUCAUUUUAUCACUUUGAGUGUGGAUGUCUGGUUCCACAACUGGCAAGGCAGCACUGAGAGGUACCUUACCCUCUGGGCACAUUUCAUAGACGAUAGUUUUAGUUUUCAAAACCUGGCACUGGCCACGCAAAAACUGGCCGAGAACGGGGAAAAGGACUCCAGCCUUCGAGCAGUCGAGGCUCAAGUAAAAGCAAUGGCACAGGAGUGGGGAGUCUCCAAGCCAAAUCUGUUCGUGCUCGGAGGGGAGGCGAGUCACAAGAUGAGACUUGGGCCAAAAAAAGUGGGGAAAGGUGGAGAAGCUGCAGGAGGCAUUCCUCAUCCAAACUCUACAACAUUUCUCGAGAGGGAUGACUCUGUGUCGUCAGAGGAACGAAGCGGUUUGGAGCUUGGAGCAUCCAGUGAAGGACUACCCUCCGUGCCAUGUUUCUUCAGCGCAGUACGGGGCUGCAUUGAGGAAGUGAUGUCACACAGUGUUAUCUCCAAGACCUUGAAACAAUUCCAAGGUAUCCUGUCGACUUUUUUCCUGCCGCCAACACAAAACAAAGGCAUGAAUCUGCUCAAUAUCGACAGUCUUUUCCAGAACCUGUCAAAAGAAGACCGGGCAGAGCUCAAGCUGUGGGCUCACAGCAGGCCAACGUGGAAUAAGCUGUAUCCUGCACUCAACAUACUCAUCAAGAAUAAAAGUGUUUUCUGCGAUACGAUAAAAGAGAUUAAAGAAGAGUAUAAAGAAGACACUGCUUCAGAAUCAAGCUCAUCUGGUAGCUGCCAAGCGAACUCUACCUCCAGCACAUCCUCACCAAAUUUUACCUCCUUAAGGUCGGAAUGGAAGGUUCUGGAGGAGUUGUGCUCGGUUCUCAAACCUCUAGACGUAGCAUGUCGGACUCUCGCCAAGGAGGCAUUUCCCCGUCUGUCCCUCGUCAAACCCAUUCUCACAGGCCUGCUGUCUCGCCACCUGGUGCCACGGCCCGGGGAUUCCUCCUCUAUCCUGAAAGAAGUGAAGAGGAUGAUGAGGCGGAACUUGAUGAGCUGCUAUGACAACCCUGCAGUCAACAGAGUUCUGUGCAUCACAUGUUCCCUCGAUCCCCAGUUCCACGGGCUGGGAUUCAUGGAGGAAAGGGUAAGUCAUGAAGUCCAGCUGCAGAGAUGUCUGAUAAUUUAACUUAUCCUCAGUGGGUAUAACUUAUCUGAGUUCCACUAUGAACAAAUUUUCACCAGUUGAUUAUGUAUGUGACAGACAUGAAAAGGAUAAGAAGGGGGACUGAUUACUUGUUUUAAGUACAAUGUUAGUAUGGAAGCAGUCUGAGGAUUCUUUCAAUCCAGAUUAUUUAAAGAGGGUCCAAAUCACAGGCUGUUAUCUUACUUGGCUACGUUUGUUUGGAUGUAGGUAGACAGAGUAGUCACACUCGGACGCUGAGUAAAACAAGUUAGCCGAGAUCACCAUGAAUUGAUGGACCUAGAUAGAUAUAAAGCGAUCACAUUGUUGGGCUGAUUAAUGACGUUCUGAAAUAAUCUUGUAUGUCCAGUACCUGCACUUGAAUCAAUCACUUAAAAUGAAUAUUGUCUGCAGACACUGCUGGCAGUCUUACCAGUGUGCCUGCUGCUGGUUAAUGUUGACAUCUAAAUGAUAACAUUUGGAUGUCAACAACAUUAAACUAGUAAUAACAGAUGCAGUAAAACAGCUGCCAGGUGGAUUUGAUUACAGAUGGUUUGCAACAAUGCAUUAUUUUCUAGGGGUGGGAAUCUUUAUCUGUCUCACAAUUCGAUUCAAUUCCGAUUUUUGGAGCCUCGAUUCGAUUUAAAAUCGGUUUUCGAUUCAGAAUGAUUUUAUUUAUAAUGAUUUCUGAUCAUGAUCUACUCCCAUCUGCUGUGCAAGACAGAAUGACAAAUGAAGACAUUAAAUAGUCUUUUUCACAUUUAUUAAGCGUUAAGCAUUUAUCUAUGCUUAGAUGGAAUUUUUACAAGCAAUACCACAUACUGCUUCAGUAACAAAACUAAAAGUACCUCUUUAUAUAAAAACAGUGCAGUUAAACAUGCUGCAGCUCUGCAGCAUGCAUUGAUCUGCAGCUGGUGGCUUAGUCUGCUCCGUAAGCGUAACGUGAGCCCGCGCACUUGUCGUGUUGCCGAAAUGCUUAAUUCUAGUUUUACAAUGUCGGCACACUGCAUGUGUCGGUGUGUCCGGGCAUUCAGUAAAAUCCGAAAUGACGCCAAACUUUAGCUUUUAGUGAAGAUGGGGUCGGCUGGAUCUCCUUUUCCUCCAUCACUGUAUUUCCCUCUCUUUUUUGGUGCCUCCUGCGCAUGCAUGCAUUCCAGAACCAGCAGUGUGAUGAAGUCAGGACGUCCAGCGUAGUUCCAAAAUGGAGGCGGACAGGCAGCGGAUAUUUAAUCUUUUAAAAUCGUUUUUGGGACAUUUUAAAUAGAUUCUCAAUCGUAGUUAUUCUUGUAUGAAUCGAUUGUUUUGGCGCACCCCUAUUAUUUUCUCAUCUGAAUAGGACCCAGGUGAUGAGCCUAAAACUUGUCUUUUGUUAAUGAAAUCACAAAGAUGUGGGGAAAAAAGGGUACACAUGAAUUUACACUAAACAUUUCUGUUUUUGUUUAUUUAAGGAGCAGAUUGCCACCUUCGAUUGGCUGAAGAAAGAGGCUGUGAGGAUCGUGAAGGAGGACAGUAGGAAAAACAAAGUGAAGAAGCACAGUCAGGGCAAGAGGAGCCCCUCGCCUGAGUCACCAGAGUCCGACAGCGAAUACCUGCGGCGAAGCAAACGCCUUAAAGAAUCUCGCCCGAUCAACUUCAGAGAAAUGGAGUAUGAGGAUGAGGACAGUGAAGAAGAGGAGCCUGAUGAGAGUGAGGAUGUACAGGAGGGUGGCGGGCUCACUGGUAUGGAGUUCCUCCUGGGUGAUCUGUUCUCCUCUGUCCCAAAGAGCAAGCAGAGCUCGGUGGAGGAAUCUGUAGAUGUCGAGAUGUCUGUCUUCAAAGCCGAUAAAGGAGCUUCACUUGGAGUCGAACCCCUGCAGUGGUGGAGGAUGAAGGCCGCGCAGUUUCCUCUGUUAGCCACAGUGGCGCGGGUGUACCUGGCCGCCCCAGCGGUGGCAGGUAGUGCUGCACAGGAAUUUGUGCAGGGAGAAGCGCAGUCCAUCUACAGGAAGAGAGCCAACAUCCCACCUGAAAGUUUGGACUCCAUCUUGUUUCUGCACCACAACCACAUGCCCACUACUGAGAGUGGGCAAGUAGCAGUGAGGAGUGAUGACAGGAACAGUGGGAUUGAAAGGAUCCCAUAAACACACCAAUGACAUUCAUUCCUUUUCCAUAAGCUCAGAAACGAACCUUUUUGAUUAACUGUAACACAAUUGUUUCCUCCAGAUGACAGUUUAUUUAGUGACCCAGUUUUGUAUUGACUUUUUCUACCCUUCCGAACAGCAUUAUUGCGAAUACGCGAAACACUCGCGUAUCAACUGUAUUUUGUAAGUAGAGGGGUCUACUUACAUCUUGGACACCGUGUCCCCUCAUAAACACUGACUAUUGUGCAUUCUCACUUUAAAUGUUCCUGGUUCAUACUCAUGUCAUUUGGUAGCUAUUGGUUUUGAUAGUUUUGUUGUUCUUUGUGAUUAACGAGAGUCAUCCAAACGGUUCGCUAGCUAUAGCACAACUGGAGCUCGAGGUGAAAAAUCCAAAUGAAGUUGUGUGCGAGGGAACCUUUUUAUAAGAUAAACUACUGAUGAAACAAGUCAACAGAGCAACUGUGUAGAGCAAGAGAAGUGGAAACAGCUGAAGCAGGUUUGUAGUAAGAGACCAAAGGUGUAGAGGUUUGAGGGAAGAAGAGAAUCAUUAGUUUGUGAAUAACAAAGUAAAAAGAGGGUAUCAUGCUUUUUUAUAUUUACAAUAAAAAGAGACCGAAGCUAACAAGGCUUUUUCCCUGAUCUGUAAAGCUACUGAAAAGUGAUCAGAAAGGAAGUGAAGAGCCUGGAAAAUUUAAGAAUACCCUCGGAGAAGAAUAAAAAAAAAUGGAAAAUAACUUCUUAGAAACAGUCUACUGUGAACUAAAUACUCCUAGUAGAAAAAAAGCCCACUAUUUUCUUGUAGUAUUAAUUCUUCUGCCUAUAUUGCAGUAGAGGUAUUCUGUUAUUUUAGUCGUUGACAAAUUUUUGGUCUACCGGCUUUAUUCAUUGGGAUUAAUGUUGGGCUUUAAUUUUGAUUUAAGGGACUGUUAAACUAUAUGAAGUGUACUCUUUUAUUCCAUUUGUGUAAUUCAUUUAUUGUUGAAAAUGUAGCCCUAAAUGAACCUUCUCCCUAAUGAAACACUGAUAGGAUAUUUUUGUUUCAUUGUCUUCCCAUUCAAGAGAAAAAGAUUGUUCAGACUGCUUUACACCUGAUUGACACCCACCCUUGCUGCAUCUGUUUAAUAUGUUGUGGCCCAGUGCCUUAACUCUUCUGGAUACAUAACAUUUGUGGACAUGUUAACUGUGUACAGCUUUGUGGAGAUUGUCAAAACAUAGACCUGAGUCUCCAGGAUAGUACUGUUAGCAUUGUGUGAAACUACUACCAUGUGCCUUUGCUGAUGCUUUACCACUAUUAUUCUCAUAGGCACAACCCUUUGUCUUUGACUGUGAUGUUCUGAUUCAUGUUCGUGUCUUUUCUGUUGUCUUACUGUUAUGUAAAUAUAUAUCUACAUAUACCAGUCACAUACUUUUCUAAAAUAAAGUAUACUAACACAAGCUGUAUUACAAAGUCUACAAACUCUUAUGUACAGUGUUGUUUUUGUUGAUGAAAAUAUUUCGUUAACGCCCCUAUUUUUCCACAACGAAGACAUAACGUUGAAGAGCUAAACAAGUCUUUGAUGACUAGAAUGUGUGUUUAUGUUGAUGACGAAAACGUUAGUGGUGGACGACGAAAACGAGUUGCAAAAUUUAUGAGCAUUUUGUCAAACGCUAAACAUAUUCUGCGGUGUUGUUUUCGUUGACAAUGACAUUGACGAAAUAUUUUCGUCAACGAAAACAACACUGCUUAUGUAAGACAGAAACAGCACACUACAAGGAAAUUAUUCGCUCACUGCAAUGUUUAUAAAUAUUCAACCACAGGCAGUUCAAAAAAUAAAACAGACUUGACAGAA